GUUUUUUCAAGAUGUUCUUAGGGGCAAUGGAGAAGACAUUCUGUCUGGAACAUUAGAAGAUACUCAUAGCACUGUCAUGAAUCUUUCUGAGCAGGAAGAGAUGGCAAUAGACAACAAAUCUUUAAAAAAUGUGGAGAAUGAAGAAUGUGGACUGACAGAGGAAAUGAGUGACAGUAAAAUGGAGAAAAAAUAUGAGAUUUGUAAGAAUAAUCCAAAUAACUUUACAUCUUUGGCACAAGUAUGUGAUCUAACUACUACAAAUCCUUCUAUGAAUGAUUCAGAAGACUUUGAAAACUCUAGGCACUGGACGAACAAAGUAUUUCUUGUGGAAGGGAAUGAUGAGAAUCAACACGAAGUAGUUUGUUAUAUUAAAGCUCCUGCAAUUGUUCUGGAGAAUCUGAUGUGCAAGAUAGUCAAUGACACCAGUUCCUUGGUGGUGGAUGAUUCUGAGGAGCUGGUCAGCAAUGUCAUCAGUAUUGAAUGCUUUGACUGUGAAAAAACAAUUCCUUUCCCUAUCAACAUUGCGAUACCAUUUGCUUCAUACUUCAGAGGAAAUUAUCGGGACAUUUUGGUGAAAGUGACUGAUGUGAACUUUCAGUCAACUUAUUUGACUCCUAUUGCUCUGGAGGGAUACCAAGGAAACCAUAAGGGAAUCUUUGCAGAAGUGAAAAUUUACCAACUAGGUAUUUUUUCCGUACUGUCAUGCUUAAAGAAAGAAAUAUUUACCAUCCCAAAGGCUGGUCUCUCCCAAAAGCUGAGCAUGGAUCCUAGAAUCUCUUUCUAUUACCGUCCUGAAACAUUCAGUUCUCCAGCAGUCAUGCAUCUAAAGGUUCAGCCAAUUGAGCCAUCAGUAGUUUCCACAUUGAAAGCAAAACAUGAUAUAUACCAUUCAGUAGUGUCCAGUAGUGCACUGGUUUAUGUCCAGCAUCCUUCAGGCCAAGCAUUUAACAAGGCGGUUACUGUUACUCUGCCCUGUCCUCCAAAUCCAGAGAAAAAGAGACGAGGAGAUGAGGCAGAACAUGCAAGAGCCGUUAGUGCUACAGUCAAGAGUGUUACUACAAUGUACCAUCCUCGAGCUCUGACUGCCUCUCUGAGAAAGAAUGGGGAGAACCUCAGUGAAACUUUGAAAUUAUUAGGCCGCAGGAAAAAAGAUGAGGAAUGGAUUGUGUUUGAUGAUGUAAUUAUCCAGAAUGCACGGAAUGGACUUGUAUCAUUUGAAUUAAAUGAGCAUUUAGAAAGCUUUGUUGUCAUUCGCAUUUCUUUCCAUUUGGAAACCACAUGUCUUCUCCUCUUUGCUCAGGCUUUGGAAGAAGCCAUCUGUAGCACAAUGGCUAAUGUGGUACUGUAUCAGAACAGAGAAAAUCCAUACAAAAUAGUAGUUGUGCUAUCUGCAACAAAAGAAUUGUCCUGGGAACUUCAAAAUCUCCAUGAGGAGGGUUACUUUGGUCCCCCAGAACCAACAAAGCCAUUUCCACUAAGAGAAGGAGAGCAGAUUCAUUUUAGAUUUAGUGGUAAUAUAUUCGCUUCAGAGAAUGGAAAAGAUUUUGGAAAAACCUACAGGCUUAUUUUUCAUUCACAAAGAAAGCCCAGGUUGGAGCUCCAAAUCAAAGAAGUGGAUGAAUUUGGUAAUUACAGCUCACCUCAUUACAAAGGAACAGCAGUGUUUUACAAAAUUACCAGAGAGAGGAUAGCCAAGGAAUGGGAACAGGCCCUGCCAUAUGACUAUCAACACCAGUCUCCACUGUGCAAAUUAGCACUAACAUUACCAAAGCCAGAAAAGUCGAUCAAGCGGCCAAAAAGCACAAAAAGAAUAUCUUCUGAUUCAUCAGAGGCCCUAUGGGACAACUUGCUAUACUGGCUUGCAGAAGAGCUUGCAGAAGACAACACUCCACUGCUCGCUUUGCACUUACCUGUUCGGAGGAGUACACUUCAGCUUGUCAGGCUGAAGUGCCCGGAUAAUUUAACACACCAGAUCUACGAGCUUCUUUGCUGCUGGAACAAGUCCCUUCCAAGAUCAGCUAAUAAACAGCAGCUCCUGUCUCGCUAUUUGCGGAGGAGUGGCCGGAGGGAUCUCUCAGAGGAACUGUGCUUCAGGUGGGAAAACAAGCCCUUCCCUGGGCACAAUCCCUGACAACUAAUAGCCCCGUUCCUCCUUGUUUCCUGCAGAUCUGUGAGAAUAUUUCCAUGAUAUCUCUUGAUGGACUGUUUCUUUUAUUUGUAACUCUGCAACCUUUGCACUUGAGGCAAAUUUACAAGUAAUUUACUUGCUUGCUACAAGUGGACAUUUCGUCUAUGGAAAAGCAGCUGUACUGAAAACAUAUGUAUGAAGAACUAGAGGCUGGUUUGAAGAGUCUUCCAAG
Messenger RNA from Nothoprocta perdicaria, 2360 nucleotides. It is a transcript of the gene DTHD1, whose product is annotated as death domain containing 1. The transcript has 9 exons. Gene Ontology annotation, molecular function: protein binding. Bases 77 to 2131 code for a protein of 684 amino acids. The record is from RefSeq and is a predicted model, not a curated record. Gene Ontology annotation, biological process: signal transduction. NCBI's taxonomy places the organism in Eukaryota, Metazoa, Chordata, Aves, Tinamiformes, Tinamidae.